CAGAGCAUACAGAUUACUGGUCUUUACAACUAUGUAAUCAGCGUUUAUAUAGCAGUAUUUAGCAGUAUUUAUUUUGGUGUGAUUUAACCACCAUCUUGCUACUAACCCAGAACUUGGAUACAGCUGUUUGUUUCUAUGACAGCAGAGAGGGUUGUGUAGUGAUGAGGUUGCCUUUUUGUUGUUGAUUCAGCAUCUCUUUCACGAGGGAAAGUGCAGCAUUCAUCUGAGCCCACUGUGUGAAUGUGUGAGAGAGUGUGUGCCAGUGUGUCCAUAUGUGUGUGUCUCUGUGUGUGUGUGUGUGUGUGUGUGUGUGUGUGUGUGUGUGUGUGAGAGAGAGAGAGAGCGUGUGCAUGUGCCUGCGCGCGUAUGUGCGUUAUUGAGAGCCCGGGAGGAAGGAUGGUUGCUCAUGUCUGAACUGCCUCCACGCUCGCAGGGAAAGUCAAGGCAGAAAAUAGCAGAAGGGGGAAACAGACGCAGUGAUCUCAUCUAACAGAGGACUGAUUCUGUCCAUCAUUUGUUGGGGAAGCUAAUCAAAGGGAUUUGGCAAUGCCUGCACAGGUGAAAGGGGAGCAGAUCCCAGAGGGGCCCUCCUCUCUGGGGGCCAUGAUCCUGGAGCCCAAGGAGCCCCCAGUGGAGCAUCCAUUGCAUGCAGACGAUGACCUGGACACACCCACCUCCAACACCUCCGUGGUCACCUCCACCAACGGCAGUUCCACUACAGAGACACAAUACUCAGAGGCUGAGGACCCCAAGGCUGUUGAACUGGGGAGUGACCAGGCAGACACUCCAGGCACUCCAGACACCCCCGCCCCCCAGCUUCCCCCAGCCCCGCAGCUUCCCCCCGCCCCCCAGCUUCUCCCAGCCCCGCAGCCUCCCCUGGUUCCCCAGAUCCCCUUGGUUUCAGACGACCCAUCUCUGAAGCCCAGUCCUCUAACCAACGGCCAACACUCCCUCACAACCCCUAUCACAACCACUGUUACCACCAACACGCUCCCUCCUCCCUACAACAACACCAACAGUGAGCCCCAGACAGAGAAGCCUGAAGGGCAGAACAGCGCCUACACCCUCCCUGACCCUCCCUUUCCUGGCCUGGGGGGUGGCAUGUGUGCUGGGUAUGGCAGCCUGUCUCGCGGUGGUGUCCACCAGAGCUCCCUCCACACCUACUGGCCCUCCAGGAACUACCAGCCCCAGCCUGGGGGUCACUACACCCUGCCCCUCCCCAGGGACAUCUAUGGCCAGGUGGGCCUGACCAACCAAACCGGGAGGGAAGGACCAGGCGACGACACCCUGGGUGGAAUCCACCAGCUCAGACCCAUCACUACCAUGGAGCUCCUGAGGGAACCUUCCAGAACCAGAGGUGGAUACGAGGAAGCUCUCAUGUCCCAGGUGGAUGGGGAUCCCAUCUCCUUCUUCCAGGCCAUGUCCAGGGCCCAGAUGCUACAGUUCCCCCACAAGCGCAGUAGCAUGAUCAGCCUGGACAGCAUCCGUAAGGACCCCCGCUGGAGGGACCCCAACCUGAGUGAGGUCAUCACCAUGCUCAGCCACCCCAUGGACCCGGUCAAGUCCAACGCCGCAGCCUACUUGCAGCACCUGUGCUACGAGAACGACCACAUAAAGCAGGACGUCAGGCAGUUGAAGGGGGUUCCAGUACUGGUGGGCCUCCUGGACCACCCUAAAGCCGAGGUCCACCGCAAGGCCUGUGGAGCCCUGAGGAACAUCUCCUACGGGAAAGACCACCACAACAAGGUGGCCAUCAAGAACUGUGACGGCAUCCCGGCCCUUGUCAGACUGCUGAGGAAGUCCAGUAACAUGGAGGUCACAGAGUUGGUCACAGGAACCCUGUGGAAUCUGUCCUCCCAUGAGCCUCUGAAGAUGAUGGUCAUCAAUCACGGGCUCCAGACGCUGACUGAUGAGGUCAUCAUCCCCCACUCUGGCUGGAGGAGAGACCUCACUGAGCACUCAAGACCCCAGGAGACAGAGUGGACAACCGUGUUCAAGAACACCUCAGGGUGUCUCAGGAAUGUGAGCUCAGAUGGGGCAGAGGCUCGUCAGAGGCUGAGGGAGUGUGAUGGGCUGGUGGACGCUCUCCUCCAUGCCCUACAGUCAGCGGUUGCCAACAAGGAGACAGACAAUAAGUCAGUAGAGAACUGCAUCUGCAUCCUGAGAAACCUCUCCUACCACGUCCACAAAGAGGUGCCAGGAGCGGAGCGAUUUCAGGAACCCGUGGCCAAUCAGGUGCCACGGUCAGGAUCAGGAGGGAAGAAGAAGAAUGAGGCAGACUGUUUUGGAGGGAAAAAGCCCAAGGAGGAGUGGUUCAAUCAAAGCUGGAGAAAUGGACCAGGUGACAAAAAAUAUGGUACACUGGAUUUACCCAAACGCACACAACCAACGAAAGGUCUGGAGCUGCUGUACCAGCCAGAGGUGGUGAGGCUGUACCUGUCUCUCCUCACUCGCAGUCAAAACCACAACACCCUGGAGGCAGCAGCCGGAGCUCUGCAGAACCUUGCUGCAGGACACUGGGCUUGGUCCAGUUACAUCCGGGCCACAGUUAGGAAGGAGAAAGGUCUGCCUGUCCUGGUGGAGCUACUGCGUUCAGAUGGUGAUAAAGUGGUCCGGGCUGUAGCUAUUGCUCUACGCAACCUGGCCAUAGAUCGACGGAACAAAGACCUCAUAGGAAGCUAUGCCAUGAGGGACCUGGUCAGUAACCUGACCAGUGGUCAGCAGCGACCAGCCAAGAACCUGGAAGGGGACACAGUGGUGGCCAUUCUGAACACUAUCCAUGAGAUCAUCUCAGACAGCCCGGAGAACGUCCGUGGUCUCAUACAGGGUCACGGCAUCCAGAAACUGGUGGCCAUCAACAAGACAAGCCAAUCUGUGCGGGAGACCAAAGCAGCAUCUCAUGUCCUGCAGACAGUGUGGGCCUACAAGGACCUGAGAAAUAGCCUCUACAAGGGAGGCUGGAACAAGAGCCACUUUAAGUCAACAACUAGUGGAAUGCCCAAAAAAACUAAGAGCGGAAAGUCAGCCUAUGAUGACAUCACACUUCCUCUGAUGGAGAAAAACCAAGAUGGAUACUCCACCGUGGAGCAGAGUGACAGAGUGGGUGAUGGGUUACUCCAGGUCAGUAACACGAGUAUCCCAGAGAGGAAGCACUUCAUCCGGGCUGGAAGGCCUGCAGUGGGCCUGGUGGAGCGCAAACCUCCACCCCUCGACUCCUGGGUCUGAGCUUGGCAGAAGGGAUUAUAGAGCAGGAGAUGUGGCAGUAAAAGAAGGAAGUGGAACAUCAACAUUUGUGGAGGUCAUUGUGGUGUUUAUUCUUUAGACGGACAUUCUGUAGGUCAAUUCACCAUUCAGGACAACAUGGUUAUUCUCCCGCCAGAAAAUCAGAAUGGAGUGAAUAUUGGAUCUUACAUUUACAUGUUCAAAGUGUUAUUCAAACUCUGGCUGUAGUUGAGCAUAACCUCUACUAUAUUUUAUACAUACUGGACAGUGGGAUGAGUGGAGUGACACAGCUGAAUGUAGUGCAGGACGAAAAACACAAUACUAACACUUUCCAUGAAAUUAGGAUUUGUCAAAACAAUUCUUUUUCUUGACCUGCCUUUUCCUCCAGUAUUUCCAUACUGUGUUGUUUCACUCCUGCAAAUUGUGCAUUACUUUAUGUAAGAGACUAGUUGGAAAUGGGAUUGUAAAUGUGUAAUAAAAGAUUCAUAUUCUAAAUGAAGGCAUUUAUAUUGUAAUAUUCAUGUUAUUUAUUAACAGUUGUGAACGUUAUCUUGUAACCAAAAAUGGAAUGGAAACGUUAACAUUAUACACUACCAAGUAAUAGUGCCAUUUUAUCAGGAGCUGACAUGAUGAAUUUGCUAUAUGCCGUGUUUGUUCUUGCAUCGCGAUGUUGAACAGAAAAUGAACGCAAAUAAAAUCCAUAAUUUCUCAA
Molecule: messenger RNA, 3934 nt
Organism: Salmo salar (Atlantic salmon)
Lineage: Eukaryota; Metazoa; Chordata; Actinopteri; Salmoniformes; Salmonidae
Source: RefSeq, a predicted model, not a curated record